Messenger RNA from Trichosurus vulpecula (common brushtail), 9491 nucleotides. It is a transcript of the gene PRKCA, whose product is annotated as protein kinase C alpha. The transcript has 17 exons. The coding region runs from base 621 to 2645 and encodes 674 amino acids. The record is from RefSeq and is a predicted model, not a curated record. Lineage: Eukaryota; Metazoa; Chordata; Mammalia; Diprotodontia; Phalangeridae. Gene Ontology annotation, biological process: protein phosphorylation. Gene Ontology annotation, molecular function: diacylglycerol-dependent serine/threonine kinase activity; ATP binding; zinc ion binding.
GGGCUGCGGUGAAAACAUGGAGACUCUGAAUCCGCCCCAUGACUAACUCCUGCACCGCGGAGGAGCCGGGACACACACGUUCACACACACACACACACACACACACACACACACACACACACACACAGAGUCACACACUCUCUCGCACUCUCUGGGCAUGCUCAGUCGGCGGGGCCGGUUCAGGCUGCUGCCACCACCACCACCAGCAGCAGGAGUAGCAGUAGCAGCAGCAGCAGCAGCAGCAGCAACAGCAGCAGCAGCAGCCCCGCCGCUACCGCGGCCGCCGCUGCUGAGUCGGAAGCCUGUGCAGAGCAAGCCGGGCUGUCAGUGAGACAGGAGAUCGCGAGGGCGCGCGCGCAGCGGCUGCUUGGGCUCCGGCACCUGGGGUUCCCCGCGGCCGGAGCAGCAGGAGCAGCCUCAGCCCCGCGGGAUCGGUCACAGUCUGCUCCUCUCCAGCCAGGACCUUUUGGUCCCCCACCUGGCCCUCGGACUCCUGCCCUUCCUUCUUUCCGGGGAGGGGAGGGAAGGUGUCCAGCACCUCUUGCUCCCCUCCAGCCUCCCCACUCCCUCGUCGGGCUCCGGCUUUCCCAGGGGAGGCAGGUGGUGGCUUGGAGGGGACCAUGGCCGACGUUUUCCCGGCCAACGACUCCACCGCGUCUCAGGACGUGGCCAACCGCUUCGCCCGCAAAGGGGCGCUAAGGCAGAAGAACGUGCACGAAGUCAAGGACCACAAAUUCAUCGCCCGCUUCUUCAAGCAGCCCACCUUCUGCAGCCAUUGCACUGACUUCAUCUGGGGGUUUGGGAAACAAGGUUUCCAGUGCCAAGUUUGCUGUUUUGUCGUUCACAAGAGGUGCCAUGAAUUUGUCACUUUCUCUUGUCCGGGUGCAGAUAAAGGGCCUGACACUGAUGACCCCAGAAGUAAGCACAAGUUUAAAAUCCACACAUAUGGAAGCCCUACAUUUUGUGAUCACUGUGGCUCACUGCUCUAUGGACUUCUACAUCAAGGGAUGAAAUGUGACACCUGUGAUAUGAAUGUUCACAAACAAUGUGUAAUAAAUGUUCCAAGCCUCUGUGGAAUGGACCAUACAGAAAAAAGAGGGCGAAUUUAUCUGAAAGCAGAAGUCACAGGUGAAAAACUACAUGUCACAGUACGAGAUGCAAAAAACUUAAUCCCUAUGGAUCCAAAUGGACUUUCCGAUCCCUAUGUGAAGCUGAAACUUAUCCCUGACCCUAAGAAUGAAAGUAAACAAAAAACCAAAACGAUCCGCUCCACACUAAACCCACAGUGGAAUGAGUUAUUCACAUUCAAAUUAAAACCUACAGAUAAAGAUAGACGGUUAUCUGUUGAGAUCUGGGACUGGGAUCGAACAACAAGAAAUGAUUUUAUGGGUUCACUUUCAUUUGGUGUAUCGGAACUUAUGAAAAUGCCAGCAAGUGGAUGGUAUAAGUUGCUUAAUCAAGAAGAAGGUGAAUACUACAAUGUGCCCAUUCCAGAAGGAGAUGAAGAAGGAAAUAUGGAACUGAGGCAGAAGUUUGAAAAAGCCAAGCUUGGCCCUGCUGGUAACAAGGUGAUCAGUCCAUCAGAUGACAGGAAAUCCAAUGUACCAUCCAACAACCUUGACAGAGUCAAACUCACAGAUUUUAAUUUUCUCAUGGUCCUGGGGAAAGGUAGUUUUGGAAAGGUGAUGUUGGCUGACCGGAAGGGAACAGAAGAACUAUACGCCAUCAAAAUUUUGAAAAAAGAUGUGGUGAUACAAGAUGAUGAUGUUGAGUGCACGAUGGUAGAGAAGAGAGUACUAGCUCUCCUAGACAAGCCUCCUUUCUUAACACAAUUGCACUCCUGCUUUCAGACAGUUGAUCGUCUUUAUUUUGUCAUGGAAUAUGUCAAUGGUGGAGACCUCAUGUACCACAUUCAGCAAGUAGGAAAAUUUAAGGAGCCACAAGCAGUGUUCUAUGCAGCAGAGAUUUCAAUUGGAUUAUUCUUCCUUCAUAAACAAGGGAUCAUUUAUAGAGAUUUGAAAUUAGACAAUGUCAUGUUGGAUUCAGAAGGACAUAUCAAGAUCGCUGAUUUUGGAAUGUGCAAAGAGCAUAUGUUAGAUGGAGUCACAACCAGGACGUUCUGUGGAACUCCGGAUUACAUUGCCCCAGAGAUCAUUGCUUAUCAGCCGUAUGGAAAAUCUGUGGACUGGUGGGCCUAUGGUGUCCUGUUAUAUGAAAUGUUAGCUGGACAGCCUCCAUUUGAUGGUGAAGAUGAAGAUGAACUCUUUCAGUCCAUAAUGGAGCACAAUGUUUCCUAUCCAAAAUCAUUGUCCAAAGAGGCUGUCUCCAUCUGCAAAGGGCUAAUGACAAAGCACCCUGCAAAACGCCUGGGUUGUGGGUCUGAGGGAGAAAGGGACAUCAGAGAACAUGCAUUUUUCAGAAGAAUUGACUGGGAGAAACUGGAGAACAGAGAGAUCCAACCACCAUUCAAACCUAAAGUGUGUGGCAAAGGAGCAGAAAACUUUGACAAAUUCUUUACACGAGGACAGCCGGUGUUAACACCACCUGAUCAACUGGUCAUUGCUAACAUAGACCAAGCCGAUUUUGAAGGUUUCUCUUAUGUCAAUCCACAGUUUGUGCACCCCAUCUUGCAGAGUGCAGUAUGAAAAUGACCAACAGGAACAAAAACCCCAAUUCCCUGGUCCCACCCACAGUGUUCCUUAAUUCCUAAAAUUUUAAGGUCUCAGUCUUGUUGCUUAUUCCAGUUGGAGACCUGAAAAUCGUAGGGUUAGAAGUCUAAAUGUGAUCAACCGUUCAGGAUCUCACUUUCAAUCAAGAAACAUUGUCUUAGUGAAAGUUGAUAUAGUACCCAGUUUAGCCUUUUAGGAGCCACAGCUGGUUAUAUGUCACUCUUACAAAGCAAACAAAUUCUUAACCCGUUUUUGGUACGUUUUGAUAUAUUUUCUUUAACUUUCACCUGUCAAUUUUCAUUAAUAGAAUUCCUCAUUAUAGAGUUCAGGUUAGAACCCUCUCAUUAUCUGAUAGGCUGAGGAUUUCUUCAACUGAACAGUCUUUGGAAUGGAAGCAUGGAGAGUACAGAAAGUAAGCGCUGUGUUGGGAGAGACAGCACCUCACUGAACCAGGUAUUCCCAUGGUCUUUGCUAGUUAAUUUUUUAAAAAUUGCUAGAAAAGACCAAGGAGGAACAGAAGAGUGCAGAUGAUGACGCAGUUGCAAGCUAAACAUUCCCAAACCUUGGCUGUUCAUCACCCAGCCACAGCCUAUCGGCUCUCAGUUUUAAAAGACCAAAAAGAAAGAAAAGAAAAGAAAGUCAAAUAUUUCAUGAAUUCAUCAUAUCAUGUCUGGCUCGUUUGAUAACUAGUUUUAAAUUGCAUUUCUAUUAAGAGGCCAAAUAUUUUAAGGACAAUGCUAAGGUAGCGUGUGAAAUCAUUUCAGAUCUAAAGGAAAAUUUCCAUAUUUAUGUUCAUGUUAAUCUCUGAGAGAUUAUUCUGAGAUCCAGGGUGCCAUUGUUAAUUAUGCCACUAUUCAAGAGCAUUGUUAGCCAAUCUCACAAAACACAAUAUUUUGCUACUGACUUUAUUAAUUUAGUAAGAAGCUGAGCUGUAACCCUUUUCCCCUUUUGUACUUAUUUAUUUGAUAGGCUGCAGUGUUGUUUAUGAAAGUAAUAUGUAAAAUAACUUAAUGAAGUAUUGAACUAGAGAGUCCGUCCCUAAAUUGGGAAACUUUAUCCUUUUGAGUUUACUUAGAAAGAAAACAAAUAAAAGGCUUCAUUUUCCAUUUCCAUUUCCCACUGAAUGAUUCACCUGGAGAUGUCGAAUCAGUUAGCCUGGAUUAAAACCAAUUUCCACAAACAUUUAAUUUCUAGAAGGAAUUUACUAUGUUUUGCAUCUGCAUCAUGCAAUGAAUUUUGCAUGUUUAUAAUAAAUCUUAAUAUAUACUGUUGAUAUAAUCUUAUGCAGUAUAAAGAGAGUAUUAUAAUAAUUUUAUAAGACACACUUUGUGUUAUAUCUGUGAAGGUUCUCAUUUCUAAGCAACCUCCCCCUUGUUUAGAUUCUAGCUUCAUGUUCUGCUGCCAUGAUUCUUUUCUCCCUCAAUGCAUCUUCUGCUAACUGUCACUAGUAUUAAGUAUAUUCAUUUUUUAAUAUAGAUCAACUAUCCAAAAUGAAUGGCUACUUUACAUGAUUUAGUUGGGCUUUCGUUAUAUCGGUCUGCUUCUACUUAGAAAACACACACACAUACAUAAAACAGCAGAGAGAUUUUCUAGGCUAAAAGGCAUUUUUGAGAUGACACACUUAUCUUCUUAAUUCAAUCUUCUCCUUAUUGGCUCAUGCACAGUAUUUCCUCUUAGAGUUAAUAAGAAGUGAUCAUACUCCAUCCCAUAAUUUAUGCCGACUCAGGCGCUCUUUCAGCACCUUGGGCCUUGUUUGUGACUUGUAGGCAAGGGAAAAACAGAAAGGUUGCCUUCUUGGGAGGCAUGGGAAUGCCAGAAGCAUGUUGUCUGUACUGCUAUUUGUGAAACAGGCUGCUGUGUUUUUUUCUCAGCAAGUGACAUGCUGUCAUGAGAACGAUAUUUGCCAUAUGAGAUUUAACAUUGUAUCAUUCCCAAUAGCAAAGGGGUCCCCCAAUUGUGCCAAAAAUACUCCAUUCCAGAACACAGGUUUCAUUAUGGCUGCUAGUAGAAGAGCAUGAAUGCUGUAAGUCAUCAUCCAAAAGCAAGAUAGUCAAAAGAAUUUUAAAAUGUCUGAUGACUCAAAAUAUGUAUGAGCUAGAAGUGUCCAUUGACGGCUGCAGAAAGUUUCUAGAUUUUCCUCUAUUCUUAAGGCAUGUCUCCCAGCCAAGCCUCUCUAUGUUUUUACCAUACAUACACACACACACACACACACACACACACACACACACGCACAAACAUUUUUAAGAAGAAAAUUUUAGGCUAACAUAUGGCCUGCUAAGAGCACUCUGUGAUGUACUAUACGUACCUAUACUCCUGGGCUCUACAAUGCCUGGCAAGGGUGAGAGGAAAAUCAGGAAGAGGGAAAGGCAGAACCCUAGAAAGUGUAGUUCUAUGGCAGUCAGCCAUGGUUUCAGGCAUUUGUGGCAUCGAGGCUUCAGAAUUCAAAAGGGGCUAUGGAGGAUUCAUACUAGGGUCCUAAUAGUCUAUAUAACAUCAAGGAGCAGCUAUUCAGAGUUGACUUAAUUCAGUCUUGCUUAAAGAGUUAGAUUUUAGGGUCUAGAGUAAAAAUUGAUCAAAGGGCAAAGAUCAAAGAAGUAGCAAAGGAAGAGAUUAUCAUAUGAGCUCUUAGAACCACUAAUGGUUCCCAAGUCUUAUCACAGAGACAGCUCCUAAGUAGAGACCGUCCUUUUCAGGAAACAGAUGAGGAACCAUGUUUGUAGGGGCUCUUUUGAUUCCCAUACAGAUCUCCACAGAGAUUUUCUUAGGAAACAAAGUCAGGCAUCUUAGCCUCUUUGUAUCCUUUUCUUAAUCCUUGUAGAGUUUAGAUCAAAAAAGACACUGACCUAAGGGGGCAUCCCUUUGCUCUGAAUAAGGGGAUUUUAGGCGCAGCAAAUUUGCUGAGAACAGCUUUUAAAGACAAUGGUAUACAAGUCAAUCGGAGUAAGGUGGUUGGGGUAGGGGUUAGCAUUAAAGAACUUAUAAUGAAUUGAAAUCUUAAGUGCUGAGGACAAAUGUUAGGGCCAGUCCUGCAAUGGCUCUUUCAGAGAGUAAUUACUGAGAGCAAAGAAUUCUAUGGGCAGCUGUUAAAAAAGCUCUGACUGUUAUAAACAGACUCUAUCUGUUUAUAAAACAGAUUGCACCAGAAUUGACCAAUUCUAUGAAUUCUGUAAAACUAUGUGAGAGAUUUAUUUAAAAAUUUUAGAAUCAGAACUUCUUAGUUGAGUAGGCACUUAUGAAAGGUGAAUUCAACUCAGCAAACAUUUAUUCAGCCCCGACUAUGUACCAGUUAAGUACUAUAGAAGCAAAACAAUAAUAAGAUGGCAUCUGCUCUCAAAGAGUUCUCAAAUUCAAUGCCCCCUUGAAAGAAACAAUUACCACAUGCCAGUGAACAGUACAAUAGUAGCUUGUAGAGCCUAGGAACUUACCAUUGGAAAUAUCAUAUCCACCUGGUAGGUUCUGCCUCAUUAUUUUUCUCUCAGAAACCAAAUGCCUUAGGAAAAUUUAAAAGCUAUCCAUAUGGCUUCGCAUUAUCUCUCCUGGACACUAUUGAAUAGCUAUAAACCUUAAGAGGUUUAAUUCUGGGAUCCUGACAUUUUUUUCUCCUGAUAUCUCUUCACAAAAGUUAAUGAGGGUUCGGACCAAGUAAAAAUUACACAACUGAGUCCUAGGUAUUAGUGGCAGGUUCAAAUCAAAUGAGAACAUGAGAAUUGAUGCAAAAAAUAAUGAAAGAGGCAUAAGUAAACCAUUAAUGAUGAAAUUCUUUUCUCUUAGUGCCUUUACUCCUCAAUCCAUGUGAAAUACUUAAUCCAAAAUAUAACAAAACCUUCUAGAUCGGACUCACUAUUUAAAUGAGCCAUUUAAAAUAACAUAAUGUCACAAGUGUUCAAGGAAACUGCUCAAAGAAUGUGAGAGACUGAGUGAUCAAAUUCAAUUAGGCUGCAAGAAUAUUCGUUGAGUGUCAGCCAUGUACUUCUCACUGGCAGCAAUAAGGGACUCCAGAACCAUCCGGGAACCCCAAUCUCAGUAGAAGAGGAGUCCCCCAAAUGAAAAGGGAGAAGACAAUAGUAAAGGACUUAGAAUGAAAAUGAGAGGUACAAACUCCUAUGUACUCUGGGAGUUCAAAGACCAGAGACAUCAGUGAGGAUAAGAUAGUCAUUGCCAAGGAGGUGAAAUCUGAACUGUACCCUAAAGGAUUAGUAUAUUUACUAUAUAGCAUUUUAAGGAAGAACCUCCAGCUGUUUUAAGUAAACAUUAGCUGACCUUUAUCAGUGCAAAUGUAGAAUUCUACUAGUGCUCCAGAAACCACUUUUGCUCUUACUCAACAGCCGCCCCCCCCCCAAAAAAAUUAUUGACAGGGAAAGAGGUGGGUUUUUUUUCCUCCUUAAGGAGAGAAAAUGUCUCACAUGUUGUUAAUCAUGUCUCUAUCAUUCCCCUCCCCCAACUUUCUAACUUAAAACCACAGCUAUUUCUCUUUGUGAAAUAGGACAAGAGUUUCGAUAGGUAUGGAUCAGACACCAACGGGACCCUUUCCUUUUUUGUCCCUCUUGGCUGUGGCUUCCUGCAGAGAGCCCUGGGAAUUAAAGCCAGGUGGGCAAGUCCUAAGUUCACCUAACCAGUCCUACAAGUCUCAUUUUAAUACACCUUAGAAAUCAGCGCAAACACACACAAUUGGACAUUUUCUUUCCUUUUUUCUCUGUUGCUACCAAAAUAAAAGGUACGAUUACAUGGUUUUUCUUUAUAACCAAUGCAAAUUAUUAAUCUCAUCCAGCAAUGUACUUUUCUUACUUCAAUUAUAUAUAACAUUCUGUGAGCAGGUCACUUUAUAUUGGGUAAUUUUCUUAUUACUGAUACCACAGUGAUAGCCAGAAUGCCAGUUUCCCUAGCAAAGGCACCUCUUUUCCAGUCAUGGAAAUGGAAGUGAAGGCCUCAGCACAGAAACCACCGUGGUUUUUGAGCCUGGUACAACAGAGCCAUGGAAGUCACUUAGUAAUAGUGGUAAGAACAGGAAGUAAAGGAAAAAUUGACAGGAUCUGGUUAUUAGUGGCUAUACACUAACUUGCUAAUGAACUCCUGGAAACAGUUAAAAGCCACUUUUUUUAAAAUAACUGAUAUAUUUCUUCCAGCCCGGUCAUAACCAAUUGUUAGAUGUUCUCUUUGCCUUUCUGGUGACUUUUGGGGGAGAAAAGGGAAACUUGGUCCUGUGACAUAAUGCUUAAAAGGAGAAAACUAAUGAGAGCAUAUGUGGUUGAGGAUAAUCUUAAAAGUUUUUGAGUGGGGUUUGUGAAAUUCCAUAAUGCCAGAAAUUUUGUGGGGAGGAAAUUAAAACUUUGAAAUGAACUCUGACAUCAGUAUAUCUAGUCUUUGUGAUUUUGUAUAUGUUAAAAACUGUUUCAGUAAAACUCAAUACUCAAACAGCCUUACAAGAACCCUGCACUGAAGUGCAAAAUGUUCAGAAAAAAUUUUUUAGCCUUCAAGAAAAAAAUCAAUUUAUUAAAUUGACAUGGGAUGACUGCAUAUACUAGGCUGUUUGUACUUUUUUAUAUACAACUUUAAUAGCUAAUUCUGCUAAGACCAUUUUUUUAGAAAAUACCAUCACUUGACAAUGUUUCAUAAAAAUAAGCACACAGACCCUGGAGGAAGACUUAGCUGUUAUCAUCCAGGGUUCCAAUGGCAUGAAAUGGCAUCUGUGGAAUACAGUUGCACUAUUUUUUUUAACUUCUCUGGGGAUUUGUGCCAUUCUGAAGACAUUGGAAGUUCUGGUGGGAUUCGUUAGUAGCCCAAACCCCUCUGUAACCACAGAACAGAUACUGAAGACAAAAAUACAUAAAAUCCAGGAACAAUUGUCUUACAGGAAAGAUGCACUUAUUUUCAAUUGGAGACUUGUAGUCAGUCAUAAGUCAUGUGAUUCCCUGAGCCUCCUGUGCAGAUUUCCUUGGACAUACGUAGAUGUCUACACUGCUAGUUUCAGCGCGAGCUCUUACCUUGCCUUGCUUAUUUCUGUCCCUACAUACCCGAUAACCCCUUUCCUCCAUGUUCAGAAACAUUUCUAUGUAAUUUCCAUGAGAAAGAAUGAGCAGCAUACCUGCCCAUUGGUAUUGCUUUUUACAUAACUGAUAGUGUAGACAACUGAUUUUCAGAAAAACAUACAUUAAUUAGACUUAAUUAGAACUCUUUCUAAAAUAAGCCAAGAACAAUUGGAUGCUGCAUUUUUCUGGUUAACAAUUUUGCAGAAAUCAACUUUGUUUGCAUCAUGUCCCUUUAAGAGUAUGCCUGUAGAUAAUCAAUGAUUAUGGUUUUUCCCCCCUUUCUGGAAGAACUUGGUUCUUUUCCUGGGGAUUAGGAGUGGAGGAGGUGAUAAUAAACUUAAAAACCCCUUGGAAGGGAAGCAGCGAUUCCUCUGGAUCUAAACAUUUUGCUAAAAAUUAAAAUCAUGACCUUUGUUUUAGGACCUUUUUAGCAAAAGACUCACUUUUUUGGGCAGUUGCAACAUUGCUUUUGUGAUGUUAAUUUUUUAACAACAACAGAAAAAACACUUGAAAAGUACUAAUCCUGCAAAUUACCAGAAGAUCCCCAAAUUUAUAUUUGUAAGAAGGAAGUUGUUUUAUUUUGUCAGUAAACAACUACUAAGAAAUGUAAAAGCCAUUUGAAUGUCAAACAAUAUCUGGAAUUAAACACAAAAAAAAACAAGAAUGAUGUAUAAACUAUUGGCAUUGGUUUUCUUCUUAAAACCUUUAUUCCUUGUUUGCAUGAUCCGCUUUGUUAAAUAUAUUAAUUGUAGUUUGAAAGCAAGUGUGUAUGAAUAAAGAUAAUGAUCAUUCCUUG